Molecule: messenger RNA, 1821 nt
Organism: Cladophialophora immunda
Lineage: Eukaryota; Fungi; Ascomycota; Eurotiomycetes; Chaetothyriales; Herpotrichiellaceae
Exons: 2
Coding region: 106-1821 (571 amino acids)
Biological process (GO): DNA-templated transcription
Molecular function (GO): DNA binding; zinc ion binding
Source: RefSeq, a predicted model, not a curated record
GCAACCCUGCAGGAACCCAUACGUCCACCGUCGUCAUCAUUCCCGACGACAUCUUAUCUAUCCACCCUGAACGCUCCACAGCAUGCUUCGCAAGCACAAGCGAUAAUGCAGGACACUGCAGCGGGGACAUUGUCUAUACAACUCGACGACUCAACUGUCAGACGGCAGCUUGUGGAGAUGUUGUCCCAGGAUGAUGUCGACAGUCGCAUCAUGCAAAGUGGCGUCCGCAUCUCAUAUGUCGGGCAAGAAUACUCCAAUAUCAACUACUUGAUCCGGCACAGGACCAAGAACCCACACGUGCAUCAUUUUCCUGCCAACCAGAUCUCCCGACACUAUACCAGCCACGAGCUGGACCGGAUCCCGAAAGAUGCUUUUGUGCUGCCUUCACGAACUCUUGUGGACGAGCUAUUAGAUCAGUAUUUCCGCCAUGUCAAUCCUGGGUUUCCCAUUCUCGACGAGGACAUCUUCAUGCGUCAAUAUAGAGCCCAGAAUCCUCAAGAUCCUCCUUCUCUCCUCGUCCUACAGUCCGUGCUUAUGGUUGGCGCCCAUGUGGCACGCGACAGACCAGAACGAGAGUCCCUGAAAGCCAUGUUCUUCCGACGCGCCAAAAUGCUAUUCGAUGCCCGUUAUGAGUGGAACAGAGAUGUUGUGGUGCAGGCCGCGCUUCUUUUGACCUGGCAUUCGGAAGGUAUUGAGGACGUCGGAGCCAACUCGUACUAUUGGGUGGGAAUCGCUGCUCGCACGGCUCUGGGGCUGGGAAUGCAUCGUGAUUGCUCCUCCAGUACCCUAGUGGCUCAUGACAAGCGCAUCUGGAGACGGGUCUUCUGGGUCUUGGUACAGUUUGACGCGAUGGUGUCGCUCUCCUAUGGCAGACCCCAGGCCAUCAACCUCGACGAGUGCGAUGUGGCGCCAUUGACCGUUGCGGAUCUUGAAGGGGUCGGCCGUCUGGCUCAGGUCGAGUUUGUCAUCCAAUAUACCGACCUAUGCUCCAAAAUGUCAAGGAUAAUGCGUGACCACUUCCGGCUGAACAAAAGUGACAAGGUUCAUCAGAAAUCCUUGGCUAUUGCUGAUGAGAUUUUGGCAGACUGGUGGAGUUGCUUGCCUUCGCAUAUGCGCUCUCGGUCGGCAUAUUCUUCAAUCUGGCCGAAAGUGUUGCUGUUGGCAUACAACAAUUUCCUAAUUCUUCUCCAUCGCCCACUGCCAGGUAAAGCAGCGGUUGGCGGCGUGUUUCGGUCGCAUGACUCUGAUAUCUGUAGCUCCGCCGCCAAAACAAUCACAGAUUUGUUUGAUCAACUUCGCGAGAACAACGAAAUCCGUUUCCUAUGGGUUUCGUCGGUCAACGUGCUCUUCACAACUCUCAUUCAACUCAGUGCGGAAAUGCGAACAGCCAAUCCAAUCCUGGCCGUGGACGCCUUACGCAAGUUUGACAUUGCUCUCGAUAGCCUUCGAACGUUGGCUGAGUACUGGCUUAAUGCGGACAUCAUCUUGCGCCUGUUCGAGGAGAGCUCAGAGAGGCUGCAGCAAGAACUCAAAAUAGGCAAAGCGAGAAAGCUCCCACACAUUACGCCUCAAGACCAAGAGACGAGCCCUGGCGUGGUCGAAGGGUCAAGUGCUUCUGAAGGAGAUAAUGACGACCACGACGACAAUCCUGAUUGCAGUGAAAUUUCGAAGAUCGACUGGCGAGAUCUAUACUCCUACAACCAGGACGUUUUGCAGACGGCAGGGGCUCAGAAUGCUGAAGCGGACGGUGGAAUACAGUUCUGGGACAAUUCCGGACUCUUUCUCGCCGACCCGUUUGAGCCCUUUCCAUUUCCUUCUUAA